Messenger RNA from Meleagris gallopavo (turkey), 2541 nucleotides. RefSeq names its product clathrin light chain B (gene CLTB). Gene Ontology annotation, molecular function: clathrin heavy chain binding; structural molecule activity. Gene Ontology annotation, biological process: clathrin-dependent endocytosis; intracellular protein transport. Gene Ontology annotation, cellular component: plasma membrane; clathrin coat of trans-Golgi network vesicle; clathrin coat of coated pit. NCBI's taxonomy places the organism in Eukaryota, Metazoa, Chordata, Aves, Galliformes, Phasianidae. The record is from RefSeq and is a predicted model, not a curated record.
AUGACUUCUGGCAAGACAGAGCCAUCCUCUGCAGACAGGCAGGCGGCCCCGCCGGAGUCGGUUGGUUUCCAGAAUGGAGGAGCCACUGUCAAUGGAGAUGUUUUUCAGGAGUCCAAUGGCCCCACAGAUGCCUAUGCAGCCAUAGCCAAGGCUGAUCGGCUGACCCAGGAACCUGAGAGCAUCCGCAAAUGGAGGGAGGAGCAGAAGAAGCGCCUGGAGGAGCUGGAUGCAGCAUCGAAAGUGACUGAGCAGGAAUGGCGUGAGAAGGCCAAAAAGGACCUGGAGGAGUGGAACCUGCGUCAGAAUGAGCAGAUGGAGAAGAACCGAGCAAACAACAGGAUCGCUGACAAAGCCUUUUACCAGCAGCCGGACGCCGAUGUGAUUGGCUAUGUGGCCUCAGAGGAAGCAUUCCUGAAGGAGUCCAAGGAGGAAACCCCAGGCUCAGAGUGGGAGAAGGUGGCCCAGCUCUGCGACUUCAACCCCAAGAGCAGCAAGCAAAGCAAGGAUGUCUCGCGGAUGCGCUCGGUGCUCAUCUCCCUCAAACAGACACCCCUGUCCCGCUAGUUGCCAUCUGGCACAGCCAGGAGUGCAGCAGGGCAAGGCCCUUCCCCUUGCCCUGCUGCUCACCAAGGCGGAUGGCUUCACGGGGUCAGCUCACACAAGGGGCCUAUGCCCUACCUGCCCUCUGGUCUCUGGUGUGCGCCUUGGCUGUGCUCAAAUCAAUGGUUGUAACUCUCCCCAUGGUUUUCCUUUGCUUAAAAGGUGCAUUGGUCUCUUUUUACACUUAUUUAUUACUGUGGCAUUUCCCUGGGAAGCGACACUGGGUGGCAGAGCUGAGUUAGCAGAGAAGCCUCCAGACAGAGUAACGCCCAGCUGCCUGGCAGGGUGAAAAGGAGAACACCUCCCACUCGGUGUCCUCCAUCUCAUCCAGAGCUACACUAAGAGCAAACUUGCACACCUCCUGCCUGUGGCAUGAGAGCCCUUUGUCUGGGAUUGGGUCCUAACCCUGGGGCAGAGAUACUGGGGGGACUUGGUUCCUUUCUGCCCUCCUGUGGGAGUUUUAGAGCAGAACUGGCUGUAGGGCUGGGGGUAAGGAACACCCUAAACUCAUCUCCACAACACAAGGUCCCACAGGGAGCAUAGCAGCAGCAUGAUGCCACAGGGCUGGUGGGGACGGAGGGAUGUGAGUGUGGGCACACGACCUGGCCAUGCAUUCCAAAAAGCUGGCAGUUGCAGUGUCGAUAUCCCAUCUGACCUGUGGGGCUGCUCUCGGCAGACAGCUCUGUGGUGCAGGGUGCUGAAAAGAAGCCACAGGACAAGCAUGCAGGAAGCUUCUUGACCCUCCUACAAGGCCACUGGCUGUUGGGAAGAUGGAGUGCUUAGCUUUGGGGGCCCUUGGCUCCGUUCUGUGCCUUCCCCUACUUUGAGGGAGGCAGCUGGAGGCUGUGUGGCUGCAGGGAAGCAGGUAGCAAGGUCCAGCUGCUGUGGGACAAAUCAAACCUCCAGUUCCCUCACCCAGAGACAAAUAACAGGAUUAGGCAGAGGUCUGGUGCUACGGCUUUUGCUCUCCCCAGAGAACAAAUCACACAUUUGUCUGCAGCUGGACAGCUGCUCUGUGGCUUCAGUUUGCCCAUGUGCCACUGGAUUUGCAUACCAAAAGCAGUAUGGCAAGAUGCAGGUCCUGUUCAUUGCCUCAUCAGAUGCACUUUCCAGCCCAAACACUCGCUUUCUCUCCUCACUUGGCAGGACUGGCACCAGCCCCUCUGGCUUUGAGCCCCAGCCCUGGAAACCUGCAGAACUGGUUAGCUGAAGGGGUAUUGAUAAGGUCUGCUUACACCUUGCAACAGAGCAGCUUGCUGUGAGCUUGUGCCCUAGGACCAGCCUGUUGUGGAUUGGGGAAAGGCCUGCAGCAACAGCCUGAGGGGACAUGGAGCAGAGUGCAUAAACCAUUUGUCAAAGCUUUGCUGCAGAGCCCUGCUCCACCAGUAAAUUCAAUACAUAGAGCUCUUUUGCAGUGACAGCUCCACAAAUCAAGGUUGUCUACCCUCUUACUGCAGUCCUGGAGGGAUGACCUGGCACCCGUAACCAUGGCUCAUAGGCACAACAGUAGCUCUGCAGCUGCCUGACAGGCCUGGAGAAUGCUGUCAUCUUUGGUAGUGGGCUGGAAAAGGGAGUGGGUGUGUAGCAAUUACUGUGUUUUGUGCUGGGAUUGUGCCCCUUGUCUGUAUGGCUGAUCACUCCUCCUCUGUGUCCCUGCACCGCAGCACAUAUAGGCAUCUCUGCUGUGGUGCAGGAUGGACCCAGGGAUCUGGCUGCCUGCAUCUGCCUUUCUUUGCAGAGCAGCUGGAAGAGCCUCUGGCUGCGCUCUGGGCCUGCAGUCCUAGCAAGUAGCCAGGCUCUGCACUCCCCUGGUUGCCGUGCACCCUAUGUUGGGCAGGGCAUCUUGGGGAGCAGUGCCCACUGCUGUUCUACAUCCCUUUGGCUUUGGUAUAUGUGACUGUUCAAAUCACCUGUUACAAUAAACCGACAUCUCCAAACUGA